Didymella exigua CBS 183.55 is the source of this 1674-nucleotide messenger RNA. Its product is annotated as FAD/NAD(P)-binding domain-containing protein. The transcript has 4 exons. The record is from RefSeq and is a predicted model, not a curated record. Bases 32 to 1633 code for a protein of 533 amino acids. Gene Ontology annotation, molecular function: NADP binding; flavin adenine dinucleotide binding; N,N-dimethylaniline monooxygenase activity. NCBI's taxonomy places the organism in Eukaryota, Fungi, Ascomycota, Dothideomycetes, Pleosporales, Didymellaceae.
CUUCCACACAAUUACGCGCUCGCGGUACAACAUGAUUCACGAAGAAACAAAGAUCGCAAUCGUCGGGGCUGGUCCUGCGGGGAUGGUAGCACUGAAGGAGUUCAGAGAUCUCGGCUUCGAAGUGACAGUCUUCGAAAAGAAAGACGAUGUCGGAGGAGUUUGGACGUGGAGCGAGGAUUUGGGCUCCACUACAGCGCUGAAAGAGACCAGACUGUGCAACAAUAAGUACUCGCUUACCUUGGGCGACUACCCAUACCCCGAAGACUUCCCAUGGACUGUGUCCGCCCCAGAACUUGGAGCACAUUUUCAUGCUUACGCCAAGCACUUCGAUCUUUACCGCAACAUCCGGUUUAAGAAGACUGUCACCAAACUCACAAGGGAUCACAGCAACAACACGUGGCAGCUGAAAUUUUCCGACGCGCCGUCCAUUCCACUUUCAUUCGACAAGAUCGUGUGGGCCACAGGAGGAUUUGUUCAGCCCAAAGGCCUCAUCCUACCCGGACAAGAUGAAUUUGAAGGCAGAAUCAUACACUCCUCCCAAGCCCGCGAUCUCUCCACCUUCAAAGACCAAAAGGUCAUUGUCCUGGGUAUUGGUAACACCGCCGCCGAUGUUGCGAAUGCCCUCGUUAAGCAUAACGCCGAUACGAUCUGGCUCUCUCACCGUCGCGGCGCGAAGAUCCUGAACCCCUCUGACCCGAAGACUGAUGUGCCGUCAGAUGUCAUGCUGACUACGAGUUUACUGCCCGUUACGUGGUUCCUGCAGAAGCAUUGCCCCUCUGUGUAUGGCUGGAUGAUGGACAGCGCUAUCGCUCAGAACUUCAAGGACUCUUGGGGCGAGAACCGGGACGAGUGGGGACUCGCACAAUCGCCCAGUCUGGGCGAUGGACAGCACGUAGUUGUCUGCAGCCAGGACCUUGUUCCCAAUAUAAAGUCCGGCAAGAUACGCUCCGUGCCCGGGAUCAAACGCAUCACUGGCCCAAACUCGGUGGAGUUCGACGACGGCUGCAUGGCUGAAGGAAUUGACGCCAUCAUCCUCUGCAUAGGUUAUGGCGAUGAUAUCGACAUCUUGAAAGACGCUAUCGAGUUCACCCCGACACAAAACGGCGGUCCAGAACUCCCGAACCUCUACAUGAACAUCUUCCCCCCGGCGUAUGCUUCUUCUUUCGCGCACAUAUCUCUCACACACCUGCUCGGACCCCAGAUCCCAGGCCGUGUCCUCGCUGCUAUGGCCAUCCCGCAGAUCUGGGCGAAUCGCUCCCCGCUCCCAUCUACGUCUACCAUGACUUCUUGGAUCUCCACGCAUCAAUCCUGGGUCCGGAGGCGCAUUGCCAAGGUCGGACCAAAUGGCAAUGGAUACCAGGAAGUGGACAACGGAGAGUGGAGCUACUUCUUGCAUGAGGCAGCGGGGACUGGGUUGUACGAGCACGUAGGGUGGGGAUGGCGGGCCUGGCGCUUGUGGUGGAACGACAGGGAGUUGUAUCGUGCGAUUAGCAACUUGCCGAUCUGCGCGUACAGCUUCAGAGUCUUUGAUACGGGCAAGAGAAAGCCGUGGGCAGGUGCGAGACAGGCUCUUGUAGAUGCAUAUAGAGAACUGGUGGAGUUGCAGACGAAUAGAGGCAAGAAGAAACAGUAAGUGCUAUUUAUUUAGAAAUACGAUUCACAUCCUCCUCUUUG